CCUUUUUGUAACGCGUUGUUACCGUUUUUUAUGCCGACCCACAGCCGUAGGUUAUGAUGUUUAUACACGGACUUCUCUUUCAUAUUUGUCAGAAAUGUGCACUUACCCCACAGGCCCAUUUCAGCCCAUUUCAGUCCAAUCUUGAUCUGAGUGAAGCCAGCAGACACUCUCCUACAUACUCCUCCCUCAGUCUCUGUGGUCGCAUUCCAUAUAUAUUUCAUUCUUGCUCAACAUCUUUGUCAGUGCAUGCUAGGUAAAUCACGUGUGAUUAUCUUUAAAUACACUAAUGUAACUAAAGGAGAAUCAAUAAAUUAUUGCCUCUAAGGAAACCCUGAAAUAUUUAAAGUUCCGGUGGUCGACAGAAGGACAAUACUGGAAAUGACAACUCAAUCACAUGCUGGUUAUCUUUAUUAAUACGUCUGUUCAUCAGGACAGAGCGUGGCACGUUACGAAGAGGGCAAGCAGAUGUCAUUUUGUUUCUGCUCUUUACUGGCUUCAAUACGUCAUGUGAUCCCCUCAGAUCACAUAGAAUCCACUGUGACUAUGAUGUGUGUUCUGCCAGGUCCUCCUGUCAAUGUCACCUGCAACAUCUUCAUCAACAGCUUCGGAUCCAUCACUGAAACAACUAUGGACUACCGGCUCAAUGUAUUUCUGCGACAGCAGUGGAGUGACCCUCGACUGGCAUAUAAAGAGUACCCGGAUGACUCUCUGGACCUGGACCCCUCUAUGUUGGACUCCAUUUGGAAACCUGACCUGUUCUUUGCAAAUGAAAAGGGAGCAAGCUUUCACGAGGUUACAACAGACAACAAACUGCUUCGUAUAUUCCAGAAUGGAAAUGUCCUCUACAGCAUCAGGCUGACGCUUACCCUUUCCUGUCCCAUGGAUCUGAAAAACUUCCCCAUGGACAGCCAGACGUGUACAAUGCAGCUCGAAAGCUUUGGCUACACCAUGAAUGAUCUCAUUUUUGAAUGGCUGGAUGUGGGAGCAGUGCAGGUGGCCGAUGAUCUGACGCUCCCUCAGUUUGUGCUGAAAGAGGAGAAAGGCCUCGGCUACUGCACCAAGCACUACAACACAGGUAAAUUCACCUGCAUUGAGGUCAAAUUCUACCUGGAGCGUCAAAUGGGCUACUACCUGAUCCAGAUGUACAUACCGAGCCUGCUCACCGUCAUCCUGUCCUGGGUGUCGUUCUGGAUCAACAUGGACGCGGCUCCGGCCAGAGUGGGACUGGGGAUCACCACGGUGCUCACCAUGACGACACAGAGCUCUGGCUCCAGGGCCUCCCUGCCAAAGGUGUCCUACGUGAAAGCCAUAGACAUCUGGAUGGCCGUGUGUCUUCUUUUCGUGUUUGCUGCACUGCUGGAGUAUGCAGCCGUUAAUUUUGUUUCACGGCAGCACAAGGAGUUCUUCAGACUGAGGAAGAAGCUCAAAGAGCAACACCGGCAGAGAACCCAGGGAAGCGGUGACAGCAAGGUGAAAGGAAAAAACAUGUCGGGAAACAAUGCUCCUCAUGGCAACACAGCCCAGCAGUGCACUGCCUGUGCCAGGGAGGAGGAGCUGGCACAGCAGGGUUUACUCUUCCAGAGUUUUGGACUUGGAAUGUCAGCAGGAGGUGUACCGGAAAUGGAUGCACCGGUCUUUGCCGAUUUACCUCCUGGCUUAGGUUUCUAUGAUAUCCGCAAGCGCUUUGUGGAUCGGGCAAAAAGGAUUGAUACCAUCGCCCGAGCUCUUUUCCCCAUGAGUUUCCUCAUGUUUAAUGUUCUCUACUGGCUUACCUACAAAGUUCUACGACAUGAAGACCUUCUAGCCACGCUGUGACAAUACAACGAGGACUGUACAGACACUGGAUACCUAUUAAUUCUGCUCUCUUCAUUAAAACAUUUAAAAGGCUGAGAGUCCUCAGCUGUGCCAUGCAAGAUGCGUUGUGACUGCAUGUCCAGUGCCAUUGGGAGAUUCCAUGACAUCGAAGAGUCCAUCAGUUUCUUUUCAUUUUUGAAUACUUCCAAAGAAAUGCACUUUUUCUCAGAACUGAUGCUUUAUGCAUUCCACCUCAGUGUACAAUAUGUGUGCAGUCAGCUUCUUAAGUAUAUCAGCUCACUUUUUUUUUAUUGUAGCUUUAUUGUUGCAGAUCCUAACCAGGCCUACAUUUUUACUUUUUAAUAUUCAUUUUACUGGUGCCAUGGUCAACAGUGUCCAGAGCCACAGGUUUCAUAGAUGGCAUAAGUCACCUCAAUCAGGGAUUACACCUUGCAACAGCAGCAACUCCGCCGUGUUAUUCACUGAUUCUUUACCGGCAAAAACAUAUUUAUUUUCUCUGGAGGCCGCAGAAAUCUCAGCUUGAAUGCAAUAAUUUUUUAAAACAUAACUAUUUUAUCCAACACAUUUUAACAGUUCACAUUUCAAACCCUCCAACAGGAAGCCUGUCUGUAAUAAGGACUGGAAAAAGCUGUUUCCUAAAUUUAAAUGUGAUAUUUGAAGAAGUGAAAAGAUUACAUUAGAUGUGACUAUUAUUAUUAUUAUUAGAUAUGUGAUAUGAUGGCAUUGCACACACAUAGCCAAAUGUAGUACAUCUUUUUUUUAUCAUUCAUCAACCAAAUCUAUCUCAAUUUCAAGUCUUCAGUUUCAAACCUGCAUUUGACCAGAUAUUUAUAUUGUAACGGGUACAAUAGAACAAUUAUCAAAACAUAUUGUUUAACUUGUACCAAGUUCUCCCGAGGCCGGCACAAUGGGUGUGUAAUUGAUGUUUAACAAGGUCCAACUAAGUUACACACACAGAAUACAUUUUCUCUGUAUUUCUUUUGUUUUGUUUCUAGAAACAAAUUUAUCCCCAAAAUUGUUUGUCGGGUCAAUAUAAAAUAAAGAAAUACUUCAAUUUGAAAUACUGACUGCAUCAUAGUGUGAGCUUUGUUAUUUAUGACCGUUUUUAAAUUAUCAUUGUAUCCCUAUAUAUAAUAUGAGAAAACAUGUUUUCCUCUGUAACAGCAUGCCCGGAUCUAAAUCAAAGGAUUACACUUAAUGAUCAGCUGUGAUAUUCAAAUUUUCAAACUAUGACAUUUUCUAAAGGCCAGAGACCAGCAAUUAAGUAGCUCUCACUCCAUUUUUCUUCCACCUAAUACUUUCCUCUAUUAAGAUUAUUUUCAAUCCUCACUCCAUUUUAUGAGGUAAAAGUGCAAAAUGAGCUCAGUACUUCACACUGUGCGGGUUUUU
Molecule: messenger RNA, 3204 nt
Organism: Anarrhichthys ocellatus (wolf-eel)
Lineage: Eukaryota; Metazoa; Chordata; Actinopteri; Perciformes; Anarhichadidae
Product: glycine receptor subunit alpha-4-like
Exons: 8
Coding region: 466-1815 (449 amino acids)
Biological process (GO): monoatomic ion transmembrane transport
Cellular component (GO): plasma membrane
Molecular function (GO): transmitter-gated monoatomic ion channel activity; transmembrane signaling receptor activity; glycine binding
Source: RefSeq, a predicted model, not a curated record